UUUGAUUUGGGAGGAAAAGAUGGACAGAAAAGGAAAGAAGGGAUGGAGGUGUUGGAACAACAUGAGGCGUUUUAAAUGGGAUGAAAGAAGAAACCAAAAUAAAAAUAGAACUCCACCUGAAGUGCACCUGUUCUCACAAAGAAGCCACGUUGACACAAACGUCUUCUUGACGUGCCUGUCCACUGGCUCCUAUCCUAUAGACGUCACCCUGCAGAUCAAAAGAAACGGCCGCAUCCUUACUGCAGAAGAUGGACUGGAGACGUCUGGGAUUCGUCCAAAUGAGGACGACACCUUCCAGAGGAGAGACCAUGUUGAGAUUUUAACGAUGGAUGUGUCCACUUACACCUGUGAGGUCAUUCAACCUGCCUCCGACGUUCAUGUUGAAAGGACCUGGGAUCACACCCUUCCAGAGGAAAAUGUUACAAAUGGUUUUUCCUACAUGUUGAACUGUCAGUUGCAAGAAAGGAAGAUUUGGUUUUAGAUCAAUGAGGAAAAGAUGGACGGAAAGGCAAAGAAGGGAUGGAGAUGUUGGAAUACAGAGGACAAGAGAAAGAGACAAGAAGGGUUUUCAAACUAGAUCUAUCAAGAUGAUUAAAAUAGUUUUAAUAUUGUUGAUGUUUCAUGAUUACCAAAGAUCAAAUAAAACUACGUACAUAAAAAAUGAUUAAGUAAAAUGUUCUUUGAGUGUAUAUCUUGUUAGUGUGUGUGUGUGUGUGUGUGUGUGUCCAACUGCUGAGACAAUCAUUAACCCUUUUAACUUCCAUGCCAGUGAAGAAAAUGUAUAUGUUUGCCUUGUUUUUAUUCGAUAAAGCAAUAAGGUAAUGCUGAAAAAAUGUGAAAAUGUUCAUGAUAAUUCCAAGGUACAGUUAGGGAAGGUCAAAUGUUCAGCUUGUUUUAUUUAAACAUUCCCAAAUGUAUAUAAGCACAGGAAAGACUCGUAAGAAAUCCAUAAACUCAUUCAUCUAAAGUGUUCAACGCUUUUAAGGGCAACUUUAAAUUUUUAAGAAACAUGUUUCCAUGUUUAUACAACAAAGUAUAAGUAUUCACUUACCGGUACCUGUUUAUUGCUACCGUGUAGUCUCAUCUGCGAACGUGCAGCAACGUAAUCUACCUAGCAACAGAUUACGAAAUCCCUGCGUGCAAGCUGCAAUCUUUUGACGAGUUUUAUGAAACAGCAUAAUUGAAACAAAGCCUCAUAGUCUUUACAUUUUGUCCUAAAAGAAAAAACUACAGACAAUAGGAUACUUAACGUCAAGUCUACGGUAGAAACGCGCACACAGAGACACCAGGAAGUUGAUGUGGAGCGUUCAACAAUCCUUUUAAAUUUGGACGUCUAGUGUUUUAUCACAAAAAGGUUCAAGGUAUGAGUUGUAUAUACUUCUACUGAAGCAAAAAAGCAUUAAUUCAGUCUGAAGAAGUUGAGUUUGUAUU
Messenger RNA from Nothobranchius furzeri (turquoise killifish), 1431 nucleotides. RefSeq names its product beta-2-microglobulin-like. Gene Ontology annotation, cellular component: external side of plasma membrane. Gene Ontology annotation, biological process: immune response. NCBI's taxonomy places the organism in Eukaryota, Metazoa, Chordata, Actinopteri, Cyprinodontiformes, Nothobranchiidae. The record is from RefSeq and is a predicted model, not a curated record.